AUGACCACCCAAGAAGCCGCGCCUCUCCCCGCGCACCUCGACCCAACCACCUACCCCCGCACGCAACACAACGCCGAGCAGAACAUCCACCUAACCCUCACCUACACGCCCCUAGACCCAACCAUCUCCCUCUCGCAAACCGCCUCCCCCGCCGCAGGCGCCAACGUCCUCUUCCUCGGCACAACGCGCGACACCUUCGACGGCCGCGCCGUGUCGCAGCUCAGCUACACAGCAUACCCGCCGCUGGCGUUCAAGACCCUAGCGGGCAUUGCGGAGGCGGCUGUCGCGACACACCAGCUGCUCGGGGUCAGUAUUGCGCACCGGUUGGGCACGGUGCCGAUCGGGGAGGCGUCGAUUACGAUUGCGGUGAGUGCGGGCCAUCGCGCGGCGGCGUGGAGGGCUGGCGAGGAGGUGCUGGAGGCUUGUAAGGCUAAGGCGGAGAUUUGGAAGCGGGAGGAGUUUGUUGAUGGGGGGAUGGAGUGGAGAGCCAAUGCUGAUCGUGAUUCUGAGGGGAAUCUGGUCAAGAAGGAGGGUUCUUAG
Penicillium alfredii is the source of this 540-nucleotide messenger RNA. Its product is annotated as molybdopterin synthase catalytic subunit. Gene Ontology annotation, biological process: Mo-molybdopterin cofactor biosynthetic process. Bases 1 to 540 code for a protein of 179 amino acids. The transcript has a single exon. Gene Ontology annotation, cellular component: cytosol. Lineage: Eukaryota; Fungi; Ascomycota; Eurotiomycetes; Eurotiales; Aspergillaceae. The record is from RefSeq and is a predicted model, not a curated record. Gene Ontology annotation, molecular function: molybdopterin synthase activity.